Coregonus sp. 'balchen' is the source of this 12078-nucleotide messenger RNA. NCBI's taxonomy places the organism in Eukaryota, Metazoa, Chordata, Actinopteri, Salmoniformes, Salmonidae. The record is from the annotation of a GenBank genome assembly.
AUGGUGUUUGAAGUGGUGACCUCAGGGCAUCGCGGCCUGCUGGCCAUCAAAGACGUAGUGCUCCAGGGCCACCAGUGCAGUAAGUCCCCCUACACACACACACACACACCCCUCCCCUCUCCGCCCGCCGACAUAAAAAACAUCAUCAAACUAUCCUUGUCCUUUUCCUGACACCUCCAGAUAUCAGUACGGAGACAGAGACACUGUAUCUUUCUCAAGGUGUUAGGAACACACAACAACAGGCCUUUGCAAUGGAUAGAAAACACACACUCACGCGAGCACACACACCUCCCUCCCUCCCUCCCCUUCCUCCCUCCCUCCCUCCCACCCUCCCUCCCUCCCUCCUGAACAAUAUUUAUAGCUAUAGUUGACACACAUAAAGCCUGUUGAGAAUCUACUGCUGAAGUGGCUCUGUUAAAUCUGUCCUUUGAGAGAGGGAACGAGAGAGAGAGGAAACGAGAGAGAGAGGGAGAGAGAGAGAGAGAGGAGAGAGAGGAGAGAGGAGAGAGGAGGGGAGAGAGAGAGAGAGGAGAGAGAGAAGAAAGAGAGAGAGAGGAGGAGAGAGAGAGAGAAGAGAGAGAGAGAGAGGAAGAGAGAGAGAGAGAGAGAAGUGAAGAAGAGAGGUGACAUGCCAUUAUGUGCAUAGCUAUUUUUGUUAUCCUCCAAUUAUUGUCUUUUCUAAAUGGCACCAUCUUGCUAUCAUCUUGUCAAUUAUACUGUCCUAUUAUCCUCUGUCUAUUAUCCCUGCCAUCUAUCCUAGUCCUAUCUAUCCUCUGUCCUAUCUAUCCGCUCUGUCUGGAUUCUUCUAUCCUAUGUCCUAUCUCUCCUCUGUCUUCUAUCCUCUGUCCUAUCUAUCCUCUGUCCUCUCUACCUCUGUCCUAUCCCUUUCCUAUCCUCUGUCCUAUCUAUCCUCUGUCCGUCUAUCCCUGUCCUAUCUAUCCUCUGUCCUAUCGUCGCUGUCCUAUCUAUCCCCUGUCCUAUCUAUCCCUGUCCCUAUCAUCCUCUGUCCUAUCUAUCCUCUGGUCUUCUAUCCCUCUUCCAUCUAUCCUCCUGUCCUAUCUAUCCUCUGUCCUAUCUAUCCUCUGUCCUACUAUCCUCUGGUCUAUCUAUCCUCUGUCCUAUCCACCUCUGUCUAUCUAUCCUCUGUCCUAUCUAAUCCCUCUUCCUAUCUAUCCUCUGUCCUUAUCCUCUGUCCUAUUCCUCUGUCCUAAUCCUCUGUCCUAUUCUAUCCUCUGUCCUAUCUAUCCUCUGGUCUAUCUAUCCUCUGUCUAUCUAUCCUCUGUCCUAUCUAUCCUCUGUCCUAUCUAUCCUCUGUCCUAUCUAUCUCUGGUACUAUCUAUCCUCUGGUCUAUCUAUCCUCUGUCCUAUCUAUCCUCUGUCCUAUACUAUCCUCUGUCCUAUAUAUCUCUGUCUAUCUAUCUAUCCUCUGUCUAUUAUCCUCUGUCUAUCUAUCCUCUGUCCUAUCUAUCCUCUGUCCUAUCUAUCCUCUGUCCUAUCUAUCACCUGGUCUAUCUAUCCUCUGUCCUAUCUAUCCUCUGUCCUAUUAUCCUCUGUCUAUCUAUCCUCUGUCUAUCUAUCCUCAUGCUAUCCUCUGUCCUAUUAUCCUCUGUCCUAUCUAUCUCUGGUCUAUCUAUCCUUGUCUAUCUAUCCUAUGUCCUAUUAUCCUUGUCUAUCUAUCCUCUGUCCUAUCUAUCCUCUGUCCUAUCUAUCCUUGGUCUAUCUCAUGUCCUAUCAUCUGUCCUAUCUAUCCUCUGUCUAUCUAUAUCCUGUCCUAUCUAUCCUCUGGUCUAUCUAUCUCUGUCCUAUCUAUCCUCUGUCUACUAUCCUCUGUACUAUCUAUCUCUGUCCUAUCUUCCUCUGUCCUAUCUAUCCUCUGUCCUAUCUAUCCUCUGUCCUAUCUAUCCCCUGUCCUAUCUAUCCCCUGUCCUAUCUAUCCUCUGUCCUAUCUAUCCUCUGGUCUAUCUAUCCUCUGUCCUAUCUAUCCUUGGUCUAUCUAUCCUCUGUCCUAUCUAUCCUCUGUCCUAUCUAUCCUCUGUCCUAUCUAUCCUCUGGUCAUCUAUCCUCUGUCCUAUCUAUCCUCUGUCUAUCUAUCCUCUGUCCAUAUCUAUUACUUGUCACUAUCUAUCUCUGUCCAUAUCUAUCCUCUGUCUAUCUAUCUCUGGUCUAUCUAUCCUCUGUCAUCUAUCCUCUGUCCUAUCUAUCCCUGUCCUAUCUAUCCUCUGUCCUAUCUAUCCUCUGUUCUAUCUAUCCUCUGUCCUAUCCUCUGUCCUAUCUAUCCUCUGUCCUAUCUAUCCUCUGUCCUAUCUAUCCUCUGUCUAUCUAUCCUCUGUCCUAUCUAUCCUCUGUCCUAUCUAUCCUCUGUCCUAUCUAUUCCUCUGUCCUAUCUAUCCUCUGUCCUAUCUAUCCUCUGGUCUAUCUAUCCUCUGUCCUAUCUAUCCUCUGGUCAUAUCUAUCCUCUGGUCCUAUCUAUCCUCUGUCCUAUCUAUCUUGUCCUAUCAUCUCUGUCCUAUCUAUCCUCUGGUCUAUCUAUCCUCUGGUCUAUCUAUCCUUGGUCUAUCUAUCCUCUGUCCUAUCUAUCUCUGUCUAUCUCUGUCCUAUCUACCUCUGUCCUAUCAUCCUCUGGUCUAUCUAUCCUUGUCUAUCUAUCCUCUGGUCUAUCUAUCUUGUCUAUCUAUCCUUGUCUAUCUAUCCUCGGUCUAUCUAUCCUAUGGUCUAUCUACUCUGGUCUAUCUAUCUUGUCUAUCACUCUGUCCUAUCCUCUGUCCUAUUAUCCUCUGGUCUAUCUAUCCUCUGUCCUAUCUAUCCUCUGUCUAUCUAUCUCUUGGUCUAUCUAUCCUCUGUCUAUCUAUCCUCUGGUCUAUCUAUCCUCUGGUCUAUCUAUCCUCUGUCUAUCUAUCCUCUGUCCUAUCUCUGUCCUAUCCUUGUCCUAUCUAUCUUGUCUAUCUUCCUGGUCUAUCUAUCCUUGUCUAUUAUCCUCUGGUCAUCUAUCCUCUGGUCCUAUCUAUCCUCUGUCUAUCUAUCCUUCUGUCUAUUAUCCUCUGUCUAUCUAUCCUCUGGCUAUCUAUCCUCUGUCUAUCUAUCCUCUGGUCUAUUAUCUCUGGUCUAUCUAUCCUCUGUCCUAUCUAUCUUGUCCUAUCUAUCCUUGUCCUAUCUAUCUCUGGUCUAUCUAUCCUCUGGUCUAUCUAUCCUCUGUCCUAUCUAUCCUCUGUCCUAUCUAUCCUCUGUCCUAUCUAUCCUCUGGUCUAUCUAUCCUCUGUCCUAUCUAUCCUCUGUCCUAUCUAUCCUCUGUCCUAUCUAUCCUCUGUCCUAUCUAUCCUCUGUCCUAUCCUCUGUCCUAUCCUCUGUCCUAUCUAUCCUCUGUCCUAUCUAUCCUCUGUCCUAUCCUCUGUCCUAUCCUCUGUCCUAUCUAUCCUCUGGUCUCUCAAAUUGAACUGUGAGCACUAAGCUAUGCUACUCAGUCUGAAUAGGACUCACCAGCAGCUCUUCAAGUGCUGCGUUGGUUGAGCUAAUGAACAUUGAGCAACAUGCAGUAAUGGCUGCUAAAUACUGAAACCCAAAGAUGCUGGUGUAUUUAGGUUGAUCACACUGUGUGUGUGUGUAUAGAAAGAGACUAGUAAUCUACAUAGAGGAUUUAGGUCUAUUCAUACCCUCAAGAUCAAUUUAUUUCAACUUACUUUGUCAAAAUAAUCAUGUUGCUUCUAAGUGGCAGGUUGGUUGGAUUAGGAAAAAGUUUACAACGUAGACAGUUUUUUGUCUAAUUUUAAUCCAGAUUUCAACCACUAAUCAACUAUAGCAUUUGAAAUGUUGGUUCAUUUAAAGUUGAAUGAACCUAAUUUCACGUAAUUUUUCAAAACUCAAUCGAAUAUAAACCAAAAUUGCAUGUUGGUUGAUCAGACUUACUUGACUUGGUAGGUAGCAGGCUAUAAGAUGCAGAGUGAGGGUUUCUGCAUGUACCACAGCCUGCCCUAUGCUACUGCUGAACAUAUUUACAUUUACGUCAUUUAUAGCAGACGCUCUUAUCCAGAGCGACUUACAUGAGCAAUUAGGGUUAAGUGCCUUGCUUAAGGGCACAUCGCCAGAUUUUUCACCUAGUCGGCUCGGGGAUUAGAACCAGCGACCUUUCGGUUACUGGCACAACGCUCUCAACCACUAAGCUACCUGCCGCCCUAUGCUACUGCUGAACAUAUUUACAUUUUAGUCAUUUAUAGCAGACGCUCUUAUCCAGAGCGAUUUACAGUUAAGUGAGCGCAUACAUUUUCCAUACUGGCCCCCACGUGGGAACCGAACCCACAACCCUGGCGUUGUGUGUUAUCAAUCAUGUGUCUCAGGUACACGUGUUUCUAGGUGUUGAGGGAAGAGCUAUGUUCUGUUUAGUACCACAGCCUGGGAGUCUCGUGUUCUUUAAGGCCAUCCCAGGUGUGUGCUAUGGUUAGAUGCUUCACAAAUGGUACGGCCAGAGCCAUCUACAUCACAUACAGUAUGUUCUGCAAUCUACAGCCCUAAUGGUAAGACCCUGCAAUCUAAGGCCCCAUAGCUGCAAUCUCAGCUGCAAUCAACAACACCACGGUUAUCCGUCAAUUAAUCAAUGGCUAGCUUUCUAGCUUUAAUUAUCAAUGCUGUAUCAGGGGCGGCAGGUAGCUUAGUGGUUAAGAGCGUUGUGCCAGUAACCGAAAGGUAGCUGGUUCUAAUCCCCGAGCCGACUAGGUGAUAAAUCUGUCGAUGUGCCCUUGAGCAAGGCACUUAACCCUCCUGUAAGUCGCUCUCGAUAAGAGCGUCUGCUAAACGUUUUAUUUAUUAUUAAUAUUAUAUCACACAGAGCACAGGUUGUUGUAUGUACAUAAUCUGGUGACCACAGGAUCAAGCAGCUGAAUUCCUACAAAUGUUAUGUCAAAGAGAAGGAUUUCCAUAGUAAGGGACAAGGUUCUGCGCCGCAUACAAAUGUAGCAGAAGCAGAUCAAUGAAAACACUUGUCACCACGACGACGACGACGUGAUAGAUGUUAAAUGUAGAAAUGUGAACGGAUCAAUACGCCACUUAGGGAGUGGUGAUCGGGUUUCUCUCUGAGUGAUACUCAUACGCUGCAUUGAUCAAGGGGUGUAUCCCAAAUGGCAACCCUAUUCACUAUAUAGUGCACUACAUUUAACCAGAGCCAAAAGUAGUGCACUAUGUAGGGAAUAGGGUGCUAUUUGGGAUACAGCAUAGGGUCCUAGUGGAGCAGAGGCAAUUCAUUUUGUGUUUAAUACGACCGUGUGAGAUAUGGGCUAGCUCUGAGAUGUGAUUAGCACUGCCUGUGUGGUCCAUCACCUCCCCUUACGACGCAGCAUUUAAAAAGACAUUAGCAAACGAUGAGAAAAAUGGAUUUGUCUGGUUUGGCAUUUAGAGGAGGAUUGACAGGUCACAGUGGCUGACAGUAGGUCUACUAUAAAGGUUUCUAAUGAAAUAUAUCAUAUAGAAUUAUAUACAUGUUAUAAGUAGGAAAAGAUUUGAUGAAAGAUGAAAAGUGAAAUGAUACAAUUAACUUAGUGAGGGUCUUUGGAGAGUUGCUUGUGUUUCUACCUAACUAAUCAAGGGCAGAUGUUGAAUUGUCCUGGUUUUUCUCCUUACAUAAUGGGGGGUACAGUGAAGUACAUGUUCAAAUUAUACUUCUGCAUUAAAUGGUUUUAUGAUAUAUCUGGAUUGGAUCAUGAAUCCCUGUUAUUAUAAAGACAUGCAGUAACAGUAUCCACAGUAUGUAAUGCUUUGUUGUAGACUCUAACCCCAUGAGAAACUGAGUAGUGAGGUAUUGACAUUAAGUCUGUGAAGGGUAUACCGUAAUAUGAACAUAAAGCCUUUAACAUUGAUCCUAAUAUACUUGAUAUGCAUGUGUUUUCCUAGUGAACACCCCCUCACAAUAAAGGACAUAGAGGUUUAGGUUUAUAUAUAUAUGUGUGUGUGUAUUUAUAGUGAACACCCCUCAUUUUCAUUCAAAUUAAAUCACCCUUUCAUUUUUUUACAUUUUAGUCAUUUAGCAGACGCUCUUAUCCAGAGCGACUUACAGGAGCAAUUAGGGUUAAGUGCCUUGCUCAAGGGCACAUCGACAGAUUUUUCACCUAGUCGGCUCGGGGAUUAGAACCAACGACCUUACGGUUAUUGCCACAACUACCUGCCGCCCCUCACUUCCUGACAAUAAAGGACAUAGAGGUUUAGGUUUAUAUAUAUAUUUAUGUAUAUUAAUAUAUAUAUGUAUGUAUGUGUGUGUGUGUGUGUGUGUGUGUGUGUGUGUGUGUGUGUGUGUGUGUGUGUGUGUGUGUGUGUGUGUGUGUGUGUGUGUGUGUGUGUGUGUGUUUGUGUAUUUAUAGUGAACACCCCUCACUUCCUGACCAUAAAGGGUGUAGAGGUCAAUGCUGGACAGACGGCCGCCUUCCACUGUACUGUCAACGGACGACAGAGAGACAACUUCAACCUCUGGUUACAGGUAACAAUGUUUACCCAAAAUCUCCAACUCAGUUCCUGUUGUGCAGGCUUUUGUUCUAGCCCAGCACAUAAAAUAGUAGUUGAUAUUGAUUAUUUGAACUAGACAUUACUGCUGGGUUGGAACAAGAUUUUAGCGGUAGUAGGUUUCACUAAAUCAAACCCUAGCCUACACUCUUAGAAAAAAGGUGCUAUCUGGAACCUAAAAGGGUUAUUCGGCUGUCCCCAUAGGACAGGGCGCCCCAAAAGGCGGCCCGCGGGCCGAAUUUGCUGUCUACAAAUUAUUUGUAAUUAUGUUCCGGCCCCCUGACCAUUCGCUCAAGAAAAAAAAUCGUCCUGCAGGCUGAAUGUAGUUGAUUAUCCCUGCUAUAGGAGAACCCUUUGAAUAACCUUUUUUUUUGUUCCAGGUAGAACUCUUUUGGUUUCUAAAAAGGGUUCUACCUGGAACCAAAAAAUGGUUAUCCUAUGGGGACAGCCGAAGAACCCUUUUGUAACCAGUUUUUUCUAAGCGUGUAGGUGAUUCAGGUCCCAUAACAUAUGGUCUUUCAACGUGCAAAGAAAGCCUUAUGAGUCUGGCAACACUAUUGUAACAUACAUCAGCAAUUGUGGGUUCGAUUACAGGCUCAAAAUGGCCAGAAACAAAUAACUUUCUUCUGAAACUCGUCAGUCUAUUCUUGUUCUGAGAAAUGAAGGCUAUUCCGUGCGAGAAAUUGCCAAGAAACUGAAGAUCUCGUACAACGCUGUGUACUACUCCCUUCACAGAACAGCGCAAACUGGCUCUAACCAGAAUAGAAAGAGGAGUGGGAGGCCCCGGUACAUUUAUAUACACUACAUGACCAAAAUUAUGUGGAUACCUGGUCGUCGAACAUCUCAUUCCAAAAUCAUGGGCAUUAAUAUGGAGUUGGUCUCCCCCUUUGCUGCUAUGACAGCCUCCACUCUUCUGGGAAGGCUUUCCACUAGAUGUUGGAACAUUGCUGCGGGGGACUUCCAUUCAGCCACAAGAGCAUUAGUGAGGUUGGGCACUGAUGUUGGGCGAUUAGGCCUGGCUCGCAGUCAGCGUUCCAAUUCAUCCCAAAGGUGUUCGAUGGGGUUGAGGUCAGGGCUCUGUGCAGGCCAGUCAAGUUUGUCCACACCGAUCUCGACAAACCGUUUCUGUAUGGACCUCGCUCUGUGCACGGGGGCAUUGUCAUGCUGAAACAGGAAAGGGCCUUCCCCAAACUGUUGCCACAAAGUUGGAAGCACAGAAUCGUCUAGAAUGUCAUUGUAUGCUGUAGCGUUAAGAUUUCCCUUCACUGGAACUAAGGAUCCUAGCCCGAACCAUGCAAAACAGCCCCAGACCAUUAUUCCUCCUCCACCAAACUUUACAGCUGGCACUAUGCAUUGGGGCAGGUAGCGUUUUCCUGGCAUCCGCCAAACCCAGAUUAGUCCGUCGGACUGCCAGAUGGUGAAGCGUGAUUCAUCACUCCAGAGAACACGUUUCCACUGCUCCAGAGUCCAAUGGUGGCAAGCUUUACACCACUCCAGUCAACACUUGGCAUUGCACGUGGUGAUCUUAGGCUUGUGUGCGGCUGCUCGGCCAUGGAAACACAUUUCAUGAAGCUCCCGACGAACAGUUAUUUUGCUGACGUUGCUUCCAGAGGCAGUUUGGAACUAGGUAUUGAGUGUUGCAACCGAGGAUUUUUUUUUUUACGCACUACACCCCUCGGCGGUCCCGUUCUGUGAGCUUGUGCUCCUAGACGUUUCCAUUUCACAAUAACAGCACUUACAGUUGACCGAACAAGCUCUAGCAGGGCAGAAAUUUGAUGAACUGACUUGUUGGAAAGGUGGCAUCCUAUGACGGUGCCACGUUGAAAGUCACUGAGCUCUUCAGUAAGGCCAUUCUACUGCCAGUGUUUGUCUAUGGAGAUUGCAUGGCUGUGUGCUCGAUUUUAUACACCUGUCAGCAACGGGUGUGGCUGAAAUAGCCAAAUCCACUAAUUUGAAGGGGUGUCCACAUACCUUUGUAUAUAUAGUGUAUAUAGCCUUCAGUAUUUAUAUAUGGUAUAUAAACUAUACCCUACAGUAUUUAUAUAUAUAUAUGGUACAUACAGUGAAUAAACUGAAAUAUGAAUUUACAUAAGUAUUCAGACUCUUUACUCAGUACUUUGUUGAAUUACCUUUGGCAGCGAUUACAGCCUCGAGUCUUCUUGGGUAUGACACAACAAGAUUGCCACACCUGAAUUUGGGGAGUUUCUCCCAUUCUUCUCUGCAGAUUCUCUCAAGCUCUAUCAGGUUGGAUGGGGAGUAUCGCUGCACAGCAAUUUUCAGGUCUCUCCAGAGAUGUUCAUUCGGGUUCAAGUCCGGGGUCUGGCUGGGCCACUCAAGGACAUUCAGAGACUUGUCCCGAAGCCACUCCUGCGUUGUCUUGGCUGUGUGCUUAGGGUCGUUAUCCUGUUGGAAUGUGAACCUUCGCCCCAGUCUGAGGUCCUGAGCGCUCUGGAGCAGGUUUUCAUCAAGGAUCUCUCUGUACUUUGCUCCGUUCAUCUUUCCCUCGAUCCUGACUAGGCUCCCAUUCCCUGUCGCUGAAAAACAUCCCCACAGCAUGAUGCUGCCACCACCAUGCUUCACCGUAGGGAUGGUGCCAGGUUUCCUCCAGACGUGAAGCUUGGCAUUCAGGCCAAAGAGUUUCUUGGUUUCAUCAGACCAGAGAAUCUUGUUUCUCAUUAUGUGAGAGUCCUUUAGGUGCUUUUGGCAAACUCCAAGAGGGCUGUCAUGUGCCUUUUACUGAGGAGUGGCUUCCAUCUGGCCACUCUACCAUAAAGGCCUGAUUGGUGGAGUGCUGCAGAAAUGGUUGUCCUUCUGGAAGGUUCUCCCAUCUCCACAGAGGAACUCUGGAGCUCUGUCAGAGUGACCAUCGGGUUGUUGGUCACCUCCCUGACCAAGGCCCUUCUCCCCCGAUUGCUCAGUUUGGCUGGGCGGCCAGCUCUAGGAAGAGUCUUGGUGGUUCCAAACUUCUUCCAUUGAAGAAUGAUGGAGCCCACUGUGUUCUUGGGGACCUUCAGUGCUGCAGAAAUGUUUUGGUACCCUUCCCCAGAUCUGUGCCUCGACAUAAUCCUGUCUCGGAGCUCUACGGACAAUUCCUUCGACCUCAUGGCUUGAUUUUUGCUCUGACAUGCACUGUCAACUGUGGGACCUUAUAUAGACAGGUGUGUGCCUUUCCAAAUCAUGUCCAAUCAAUUGAAUUUACCACAGGUGGACUCCAAUCAAGUUGUAGAAACAUCUCAAGGAUGAUCAAUGGAAACAGGAUGCACCUGAGCUCAAUUUCGAGUCUCAUAGCAAAGGGUCUGAAUACUUAUGUAAAUAAUGUAUUUCUGUUUAAAAAAAAUUAUAAAUGUGAUAACAUUUAUAAAUCCUGUCUUCAAUGUGUCAUAUGGGGUAUUGUGUGUAGAUUAAUAAGGGAAAACAAAUAUUUAAUCCAUUUUAGAAUAAAGCUGUAACGUAACAACCUGUGGAAAAAGUCAAGGGGUCUGAGUACUUUCCGAAGGCGCUGUAUAUGGUAUAUAGACUAUACACUACAGUAUAGAUAAUACUGCUGCAUCCUGGAGUCUCACGUUAGUGAAGGGAUGUGACCUUGUUCUAAAAAUCAGCAUACAGCCUGCUGACAUGACCUUGAAUAUUCUACUGCGACACACACACACACACACACACACACACACACACACACACACACACACACACACACACACACACAUACACAUACACACACAUACACACACACACACACACACACACACACACACACACACACACACACACACACACACACACACACACACACACACACAUACACACCGUUGUCCCCACACACACACUUGACACAAUCAAGGUGAAGCCACUUCAAUAAUUAAACCUGUCUAUAUUUUUUUUUGCCUAACCAUCUGUUUUUCACAGCUAACCCCUGACUGUGUUCCAGACAAGGUAUUGGUGGACUCAAGGCCCCUAUGAAGUCUACUAAACGACCAUCUACCACUAAAACUAUCUCUAACCUGCUGUGUGUUCAAACAGGGUCUUGGUGGACUCAAGGCCCCUAUGAAGUCUACUAAACGACCUCUAACCCCUGACUGUGUUCUAACAGGGUAUUGGUGGACUCAAGGCCCCUAUGAAGGCCACUAAACGACCUCUAACCCCUGCUGUGUGUUCUAACAGGGUAUUGGUGGACUCAAGGCCCCUAUGAAGUCUACUAAACGACCUCUAACCCCUGACUGUGUUCUAACAGGGUAUUGGUGGACUCAAGGCCCCUAUGAAGGCCACUAAACGACCUCUAACCCCUGCUGUGUGUUCUAACAGGGUAUUGGUGGACUCAAGGCCCCUAUGAAGGCCACUAAACGACCUCUAACCCCUGCUGUGUGUUCAAACAGGUAUUGGUGGACGCAAGGCCCCUAUGAAGGCCACUAACGACCUCUAACCCCUGCUGGUGUGUUCAAACAGGGUCUUGGUGGACUCAAGGCCCCUAUGAAGUCUACUAAACGACCUCUAACCCCUGACUGUGUUCUAACAGGGUAUUGGUGGACUCAAGGCCCCUAUGAAGGCCACUAAACGACUCUAACCCCUGACUGUGUUUCUAACAUGGGUAUUGGUGGACUCAAGGCCCCUAUGAAGGCCACUAAACGACCUCUAACCCCUGACUGUGUUCUAACAGGGUAUUGGUGGACUCAAGGCCCCUAUGAAGUCUACUAAACGACCUCUAACCCCUGACUGUGUUCUAACAGGGUCUUGGUGGACUCAAGGCCCCUAUGAAGGCCACUAAACGACCUCUAACCCCUGCUGUGUGUUCUAACAGGGUAUUGGUGGACUCAAGGCCCCUAUGAAGUCUACUAAACGACCUCUAACCCCUGCUGUGUGUUCAAACAGGGUAUUGGUGGACUCAAGGCCCCUAUGAAGUCUACUAAACGACCUCUAACCCCUGACUGUGUUCUAACAGGGUAUUGGUGGACUCAAGGCCCCUAUGAAGGCCACUAAACGACCUCUAACCCCUGACUGUGUUCUAACAGGGUAUUGGUGGACUCAAGGCCCCUAUGAAGGCCACUAAACGACCUCUAACCCCUGCUGUGUGUUCUAACAGGGUAUUGGUGGACUCAAGGCCCCUAUGAAGUCUACUAAACGACCUCUAACCCCUGACUGUGUUCUAACAGGGUAUUGGUGGACUCAAGGCCCCUAUGAAGGCCACUAAACGACCUCUAACCCCUGCUGUGUGUUCUAACAGGGUAUUGGUGGACUCAAGGCCCCUAUGAAGGCCACUAAACGACCUCUGACCCCUGACUGUGUUCUAACAGGGUAUUGGUGGACUCAAGGCCCCUAUGAAGGCCACUAAACGACCUCUAACCCCUGCUGUGUGUUCUAACAGGGUAUUGGUGGACUCAAGGCCCCUAUGAAGGCCACUAAACGACCUCUAACCCCUGCUGUGUGUUCUAACAGGGUAUUGGUGGACUCAAGGCCCCUAUGAAGUCCACUAAGCCGUGGAACAACCGACGCUUCAUUGGCACCUUCGACGUGGAGAACACCACUAAGGGAGACUCUGGACGCUACCGGUGCAUUGUCCACUCUGACAAAGGAGUCGGGGUGUCCAACUAUGGAGAACUGACCAUAAAA